GUCACAGCAGCAGCAGCUCUAAGACCAACAGUAGCAGCAAUCCACUCUCCACGUCGGCUUCACCUUCUCUCUGUAACCGUCUACAUCCCGCAGACAUGGACCUGGAGCUGCAAACGUACACGGCGCACUUGCUUCCCAUCCUCCCCGCGUUUGCGCUCUAGCCGUGCGCUCCCGGCCCGAGGCAGGCACGUCUCGCUGCCGACCAUAAGGAGACUGUUAUUAUUCUGUCGGGUUCGCUGAGACAUCACCGUGUAGGACAGUAGAGACUGAGCACCAGAGAGGACCACACGGUCGUGACAGCAAAAAAAAAAGAAAGAAAGGCCGUUUCAGGAUAUCUUGGCAACUGAGAGCGGCUUUUUGUGUCCUCCAUCAUGGCGAGUGACUCUCCAGCUCGGAGUCUGGACGAAAUCGACCUGUCCGCUUUGAGGGAUCCUGCUGGCAUCUUUGAGCUGGUUGAGCUUGUGGGAAAUGGCACCUAUGGGCAGGUGUACAAGGGUCGCCAUGUUAAGACAGGGCAGCUGGCAGCCAUCAAGGUCAUGGAUGUCACCGGGGAUGAGGAAGAGGAGAUUAAAGCGGAAAUUAACAUGCUGAAGAAGUACAGUCACCACCGGAACAUCGCCACCUAUUACGGAGCUUUCGUCAAGAAAAACCCUCCUGGCAUAGACGACCAGCUAUGGCUGGUCAUGGAGUUCUGUGGAGCCGGCUCAGUGACAGACUUGAUCAAGAACACCAAGGGCAACUCUCUGAAAGAGGAGUGGACCGCUUACAUCUGCCGAGAAAUUCUCAGGGGUCUGACUCAUCUCCAUCAGCACAAGGUCAUCCACAGAGACAUCAAGGGACAGAACGUCCUGCUGACUGAGAACGCAGAGGUCAAACUAGUGGACUUUGGUGUUUCGGCCCAGUUGGACAGAACAGUAGGAAGGAGGAACACGUUUAUCGGGACACCAUAUUGGAUGGCACCAGAGGUUAUCGCCUGUGACGAGAACCCUGACGCCACGUACGACUUCAAGAGUGAUUUAUGGUCACUGGGAAUCACAGCAAUAGAGAUGGCUGAAGGAGCACCACCGCUGUGUGACAUGCACCCAAUGAGAGCCCUCUUCCUCAUCCCGCGCAACCCUGCUCCCAGACUCAAGUCAAAGAAGUGGUCGAAGAAGUUCCAGUCGUUCAUAGAGAGCUGUCUGGUGAAGAGCCACGGCCAGAGACCCAGCACAGAGCAGCUCCUCAAACACCCGUUCAUCAGAGACCUGCCCAACGAGAGGCAGGUCCGCAUCCAGCUGAAGGACCACAUCGACCGCACCAAGAAGAAGAGAGGAGAGAGGGAUGAGACAGAAUAUGAGUACAGUGGCAGUGAAGAGGAGGAUGAAGAAAGAGACAUGGGUGAACCAAGCUCCAUCAUCAACAUCCCCGGCGAGUCGACCCUGAGGCGAGACUUCCUGCGCCUCCAGCUGGCCAAUAAGGAGCGUUCAGAAGCGCAGCGGCGGCAGCAGCUGGAGCAGCAGCAGAAUGAGGAGCACAAGCGCUUACUGUUGGCUGAGAGACAGAAACGCAUUGAGGAGCAGAAGGAGCAGAGGAGGCGGCUGGAGGAGCAGCAGCAGCGAGAACGUGAGCUGAGGAAACAGCAUGAGAGGGAACAGAGGAGGCGCUACGAGGAAAUGGAGCAGCUCCGUAGAGAGGAGGAGAGGAGGCAUGCAGAGAGAGAACAGGAGUAUAUCCGUAGACAGCUUGAAGAGGAACAGAGGCAGUUAGAGAUUCUCCAGCAGCAGCUACUACAGGAGCAGGCAUUACUGCUGGAGUACAAACGUAAGCAGAUAGAGGAGCAGCGGCAGGCUGAGCGGCUACAGAGACAGCUCCAGCAGGAGAGAGCAUACCUGGUGUCUCUACAACAGCAGCAGCAGCAACAGCAGCAGCAGCAGCAGCAGGAGGGAAGGCAAGCAGAGAAGAAACAACUUUACCACUACAAAGAUAUCACCAAUCCUAAUGACAAGCCUGCCUGGGCUAAAGAGGUCCCGAAGCAGCAGCUUGUUAAGGGUAACCCACCCCACUCCCAACUACGACAUCACCAGUCAUUCAACCAACCGGCUUCAUCCUCUGGCUCUCAUGGCCAACACAGAGCUCAGGCCCCUAGGCGAACCCCGUCCCAUGGUGCCCAGCGCCUCUCCACCCACCUCCCCCAUAUUCAUAUUUCACUAGACCCUGGAGAACCCCUAGAUCCAGGGCUAAAGCAGGAGAUAAGUCAGCAGGUCAGAGAGUUUAGGGCUCAGAAACUCAGUCAGAGGGGGCGCAGCCCAGGGCACAUCCAGGAACACAAUGAGGUUGCUGGCCAAGGGCCCAGUAAGGGACAUAGUAAGAUUCAUAAAGAGCUAGAGCACUCUAGUCAAGGGCCAGUCAGCCAGUCUAAUCCCAUAUCAAACCCCUAUCCUCUGGGGCCCAGUAAUCAGAAAGAGAAGCCUAGAGACAGGUCAGACAGGGCAGAUGCACAACUUAAGGCCCUUCAGCCUUAUCAUCAGUUUCCAGGACAGGUCCAGAAACCCCAGUCUGGAUCUAUCCCUGUUUCCAUCCCUGCAGUCAAACUGGUGGAGGAGCGAUCUAAGCUGAACAGACAGAGCUCCCCAGCGCUGCAGCACAAACACAAAGUGUCCAACCGCAUCUCCGACCCCUCCCUCCCUCCCCGCUCCGAGUCCUUCAGCAGUGGGGGCAUGCAGCCCGCCCGCACCCCACCCAUCCACCGCUCCAUCGAACCACAGAUGGCUCACCUGGUUCCAGUGAAGACCCACACCAGCUCCAUGUCCGGCUCUCAGUCUCUGCAGGACCAGACAGGCUCAGCUCUGAGUGAGGGUGUCAGCAUGGGCUCCCCCAGGCCCGAGAUGCCCCGCCAGAACUCAGAUCCCACUUCCGACACCCCUGGACCUCCACUGCGCACCACUGGCAGGGACGAACGGGAUCGGGAACGGGAAAGAGACAGGGAUAGGGACAGGACCGCCUGGCUGAGAGAGGAGGACAUCCCACCCAAGGUUCCCCAGAGGACCACUUCCAUCUCCCCAGCCUUGGUCAGGAAGAACUCCCCUAAUGGAGGAGUAGGUCUGGGCCCUCGCACAGGUUCUCAGCUCAUACGGGCCAGUAACCCAGACCUGCGGCGGUCAGAGCUCUCUCUGGAUGCCAUGCUGCAAAGAACUUCUUCCAACUCAUCAUCCUCCUCCUCCCCUUCAUCUCAGGGAGGCUCAGCUGAAAGGAGAGGUCAAACCAAGCAGGAAGGAUCCCCUCCAGGAGCCAAUCAGGAGGCAAAGCCCAAACAGGAGGAGGGCCGUGAAUCCGCCAGACCCAGUAGACCUGCAGACCUAAGUGCAUUGGCAAAGGAACUCAGAGAACUGAGGGUAGAGGAGGGCAGCAGACCUCCAGUCAAGGUAACGGACUACUCAUCCUCUAGUGAAGAUUCAGAGAGCAGCGACGACGACGGAGAGACCGUAGGCCACGAUGGGACCGUUGCUGUUAGUGACAUCCCCCGCAUCAUGCCAGCAGUGCAGGGCAGCGGUGAGUCGUAUGGAGGGCUGACAGAGAACUCUCUGGGAGAUGCCUAUAAUAACUCCAAGGACGGCACUCUAGUGAUGAGAGAGGCAGAGGAGAGGAGGAGAGGUGGUCACACUGAGAGUAAUGGGUUCGGGAAUCACAGUAACCAUGGUAACCUCCCUGACCUGGUGCAGCAAAGCAACUCUCCCUCAGCCACACCCACCACAGCCCUGCAGGAACUGGGCAACAUGGCUGAGUUUGGUGUAGGCGGGUCCAAAGCGUCCUUUACCCCAUUUGUUGAUCCGCGAGUUUAUCAAACCUCCCCAAGUGAAAACGAUGAUGAUGAUGAUGAUAACUCAGCGGCUGCUAUGUUUGCAAAUGAGCUGAUGAGGCAGGAGCAGGCCAGACUAAACGAAGCCAGAAAGAUCUCUGUGGUCAACGUCAACCCUACCAACAUCAGACCCCACAGUGACACACCAGAGAUCCGCAAAUACAAGAAACGCUUCAAUUCUGAGAUUUUGUGUGCUGCGCUCUGGGGUGUGAACCUGCUGGUGGGGACAGAGAAUGGUCUUAUGCUGCUUGACCGAAGUGGACAAGGAAAAGUCUAUAACCUGAUAACCAGGCGGCGCUUCCUACAGAUGGAUGUGCUGGAGGGCCUCAAUGUGCUAGUCACAAUAUCUGGGAAAAAGAAUAAGUUGCGUGUCUACUACUUAUCCUGGCUGAGGAACAGAAUAUUACACAAUGACCCAGAAGUUGAGAAGAAGCAGGGUUGGAUUACAGUUGGGGAGCUGGAGGGCUGUGUGCAUUAUAAAGUUGUAAAAUAUGAGAGGAUUAAGUUCCUGGUGAUUGCGCUGAAGAACUCUGUGGAAAUCUAUGCCUGGGCUCCCAAACCCUACCACAAGUUCAUGGCCUUUAAGUCAUUCACUGAGUUGCAGCACCGUCCCCAGCUGGUUGACCUGACGGUGGAGGAAGGUCAGAGGUUAAAGGUCAUCUAUGGCUCCAGCGUCGGCUUCCAUGUUAUUGACGUGGACUCGGGCAACCCUUACGACAUCUACAUCCCCUCACAUAUCCAGAGCCAGGUGACUCCCCAUGCUAUUGUGGUGCUCCCUAAAACUGAUGGAAUGGAGAUGCUGCUGUGUUACGAGGACGAGGGCGUCUACGUGAACACCUACGGUAGAAUCACCAAGGACGUGGUGCUACAGUGGGGAGAGAUGCCUACCUCUGUUGCCUAUAUCCAUUCUAAUCAGAUUAUGGGCUGGGGUGAGAAAGCCAUAGAGAUCCGCUCUGUGGAGACAGGUCAUCUGGAUGGAGUCUUUAUGCACAAGAGAGCCCAGAGACUCAAGUUCCUUUGUGAGCGGAACGACAAGGUAUUCUUCGCAUCGGUGCGUUCGGGAGGUAGCAGCCAAGUUUUCUUCAUGACCCUCAACAGAAACUCUAUGAUGAACUGGUGAUGGCGCCUCCCACUGUCCACUCUGCCUCACUGUCCCACUGUCCAGCCCGGAGACUCACCUGGGCCCCCGGCAAAUCUCACAAAUGAACCCGAUUGACCAAGAGGCUGCAAGAGAACUCUUUUAACACCUGAGAGACUAAAACGGUGUAGACAAAACAAAAAAAAACUUAUCGUAGAGAAAAACAACAAAGACCAGUUCUAAAUGAAGAAACAUUUUACCCUAGAUUAUGUCGGGUCAUGCAGAAGCCAUCGUAACUCAAACUGACUGGCAAACUGGUGCCACUGACUUUCCAAAUAUUCCUACUUUCUCUGUCUCUGUCUGUAACUCUUUCCCCUUUUUGUCUGUCUCUUCUCUGCGAACGGACCAGUGCAUUCAAGUGUACAACAACUGUAGAAAUUCUGUACACCUUUUGCCUCUCUUCUUCUUCGUUUUGUCCGCCCAACGCUCCCUCCCUCCUUCCUGGUAGAUCUAGCCGUCACUUUUUCAAUCCUUUGACACCCAUGUCUUCCAUUUUCCUCCCUUCCUAUCUGGCAUGUGUGGGCUUAUUUCAGCUGAACUACACCUCAGAGGUUGGAGAAAUAGAUGAAUAAGAUUUAAUAUAAAUUUUAAUACGUACUUCUGAAUAUGACAUUGUAGGGAGGGCAGCUGAGGGAUGACAAAUCUACUCUGGAUGUCGGCGGUAAAAGCGGACAGCCUGAUUGAUUUCCUUUCCCUUCUGUCACUCCCCCUCCUCCUCCUCCUCCUCCUCUUCCUCCUCCCGCCAUCUUUCCGGGCUCUGAAUAAACUGAAUUGUGAUUUAAUGUUCUAUCGCAUUUCGCUGAUAGAGAUGCGGUGAGACUCUGCUGUCACAGGCGGGUUGUAACAGUAUGCAAUGAUUAUGUCUGUGUCCCUUUAAAAUGAAAUGACUGGUCCAUUCUGUCGUCUUCCCUCCUUUUUUUUCCUCUUUUCCUCCUACUGUCACCCGCCAUCAGCAUCAUCGCACUCAUCUCCCUGUUUCCACUAUUCCGUCUUUAAACUCUGAAGGUGCUGCAUCAGAUAUACUGUAAUAUUAAAUGAACAAUGAGAGCGUCAUUCUGUUCAUUCUGUUUCUUUCUGUUCUUUUCUUUUUCUGCGGCUGAGUCAGUCAGUCUUUGAAGCUUGAUGAAAUGUACAGCACAUCUUUGUCUCUGAAAAUCAGGAGUGUAUGUUAGUGGGUGUGUGGGUGUGUGUGUGUGCAUUAAAAGUAUGAGUGGGUGUGUGUUUGACUUGAUGUUGAAAUGAGUCCCAUUCAAAUCAUGUCCGAAUCAAAGUGGGAUAUCAAAGUCAAUGUCCAGAAAAAGGUCAAGUAAUUCAGUCUGUGUGCGCAAACUUUUACCUUAUGUGAUCAAAGCAACAUUGAGUGUGUUUACAUGCAGAUUUAUGAUAUUAUCUUCUUAGUAUGGAGUUUAUGAGUUGGUGUAUUUGAACACCAAGCAUUUAAAAAUAGGCAAUAUUUGUGGGGGUUUUUUUGGAGUAUGUUUCUGAUUCCUUUAACACAGCAAUGUUUUGGCUAUUCAUGAGCACAGCCAUGUUGCUGUAGGGAAAUACGCAUAUGGACAGUAUAUCCUGAAUACAACCUCAACAGGAUAUGAGCUACUAUCCUGAAUACUGUGUGCAUGUGAAAGCACUCAUUGUUGAAAGCUGUGGUGUCCUUUUGGACAAUGCUCCUCCCUGAUUGGUUCUUCUGAUUUUGGCUCCUACCUGUUUGUACAGUGCCUAGCAUGAUGUAAGCAAAACAAAAAAGGAGGCCAAAAGAUUAUGGCUCACGUUACGAUUGAUCAUUUUAUUGCCCGUUUGGUUACUUUAAAUCAUUUUCUUUUGUGUUACUGUCUAACUUUAACACAUUGCUGAUGUAAUUUGUCUCUUCUAACGAAGAUAUACAUUAACAAAUUUAAGACUUGAUUUAUUCUUUGAAAGGAGUAACUGAAUAUGAUAUGACAAAACUGUGCCAUUUCUUUUUAAAUAUUUAGUACAGCUCAAUCAUUAAUACAUGAUUUUAUAACACUACUGAGGGUGGACUUGGAGGAAGACUAUAAUGCGUUAGCCUUUUUUUCCCGGUGGAUAUACUGCAGGUUUGGCAGUAUGCCGGCCUAUGGUUAACAAAGGAAAGGUCACACACAAAAAAAAAAACGAUUAAUUUCCCAAUGACGUUAUGAGUUUUUUUCUGUUAAAUUAUUUUCUGUUAUAUUUUCAAGGACUUUUUUCCCCCACAGUAGCUGUUCCUGUGCAGCUGUUAGUUAGGUUCAUUGAUCUCUGUUAGGGGGGGCAGACUAGCAUUUUAGCAAUAAAGAGCCGAGCUGAAGAAACCACUGUCUUCCCUGUGUGUGCAAGCAUGCAUCUGUGUGUAUGAUUAAUGAGCAAGUGUGAAUGGGGCAUUAUUACUAUGUUUGUCCAACAUGGAAUUCACUCUUCCCAUUGGAAAAUUCUGAUGGUCAUUACAAUGAGGACUCUCCUUUAAAAGACAAAACCACUGUAUUCUUUAUUCUGUUUAUUUCUUGUUUUCUUUAUUUUGAAAGAGCAUUACUAAUGUCCUGUUUUGGGAUUUCUUUGUUUUGUAAAAGAGAAGCUGUAAGAGAGAAAUAAAUGAAACUAGAGCAUUA
Molecule: messenger RNA, 7573 nt
Organism: Morone saxatilis (striped sea-bass)
Lineage: Eukaryota; Metazoa; Chordata; Actinopteri; Moronidae
Gene: tnika
Product: TRAF2 and NCK interacting kinase a
Exons: 35
Coding region: 372-4955 (1527 amino acids)
Biological process (GO): protein phosphorylation
Molecular function (GO): ATP binding; protein kinase activity
Source: RefSeq, a predicted model, not a curated record